Molecule: messenger RNA, 4487 nt
Organism: Lucilia sericata (common green bottle fly)
Lineage: Eukaryota; Metazoa; Arthropoda; Insecta; Diptera; Calliphoridae
Exons: 20
Coding region: 60-4487 (1475 amino acids)
Biological process (GO): cell surface receptor signaling pathway; G protein-coupled receptor signaling pathway
Cellular component (GO): membrane
Molecular function (GO): G protein-coupled receptor activity
Source: RefSeq, a predicted model, not a curated record
GAAUAUAUCACGGUGAAAAAUAAAAUAUUUUUUUUUGUAAUUUAAAUUAAUAAUUUAGCAUGGAUCUUCUAAUACAUCUAAAACUUCUAACAUGGCUAAUUAACAUCAUACUUCCAUUGACAACUGCUCAAAUGGAUCCAUGUCCCUUUGAACAUACUGUAAAUUUAACCAAUCACCAGCGUUUCAAUAAUGGCUCAUAUCUCUAUGAGGACAUUUUAAUACCACUCGAAAAGCAGGGCUUAUACGGUUCAGAUACAGUUCAUUUGCAUGAGAGAGGUUGUGUUUGUGAGGAGAAACCUUGCAUGGAAUGGUGUUGUGAAAAGGAUGAGUUUUUAUCCGUUAUGAAUACAUGCGAAAAGUUUACUCAGCCAAUUAAAGUUAGGCACAUAUUACCAAUAUUACUAAAGACUAAUGAAAUAAAAUAUAUGAAUGUAUUUAAACAUUUUACCACUCGUGUGAAUAUGCCUUGUGAUAAUCCGGUAUCAAUAGACAGAGAAAACCGAUUCUGGAUUUUGCAGGAGAAUGGACUUUUAAAUCUGAAAUAUAGCGAUGUCAUUUCUGCUUAUUGCUUCUCACCAGUUUUAAAUCAAGACACUUUGAAAAAUGUUUUAAGUCCAUUCGCUUGUCGUGCUCCAUUCACUUGGCGAAAAUAUCUAUCUAUGAUAAACCCGAUUGUAAAUCUAGUGUUCUUGUUACCCACAAUAUUGUUGUAUUUAUUUUUACAAGAAUUAAGAAAACCGCUGGGUGGUAAACUCUUCAUUUGCUAUUUGCUGUCAUUUUCAACAAUGUGUGCCCUUCUAGUGUUUAUAAAUGCGGGAAAUUUUCUUGAUCCUGUGCCGUGUUAUGUUUUAGGUUACGCCGGUUACUUUUUCUAUUUAUCGUCUAUUUUAUGGCUGAGUAUUUUAUGUUUGGACAUUUGGAAAAAUUUUAAUACAAUUACCGUUGAAUGGGAUUUAAAAAAGAAUCUUAAACAAUUUUUAAUAUAUUCUCUAUAUGUAUGGCUAACUGCUGCACUAGCUACUGGAAUGUGUAUUUAUAUGGAUCUAUUAGAGAAUGUCGAUGAUAUUUAUAAGUCGGGUGUUGGUGAUAGCUAUUGCUGGUUUGAUUUUACCAAGAAAUCAUCGUGGUUAUAUUUAUUUGGACCCUGCCUUCUAAUUGUACUCUUCAAUUUAGCUACUUUUAUACGUUUGAUAAUAAAUAUCUACAGGACACGACGAAAUGCCGGCAGAUUGAAACAAAACAAGAAAGUCCUCAAAGAAAAUGCACUUAUUACUCUGCGUUUAAUGUUAAUAAUGGGUAUUCCUUGGAUAUUAACUAUUAUAUCGUACUUUAUACCAGCCGGUACCACAGGUGAUUUAAUUUCUUCAAUUGCGGAAUUUGUACAUAUUAUUCAAGGCAUUUUGGUAUUUAUAUGUUUUGUUUUAAGACCAAAAGUAUGGUAUCUUUUAAAAAUGAGAUUUCAAUACAAUAUCAUCGGAUACAUUCCAUAUACAAUGUAUUUUUCAAUAUUACUGUCACUUCUAAUAACACAAAUAUACAUUGAAGUUGCAGCCACUUCCAAAAUUGCUGAUGGAAAAGAUAAACAGUGUCCCUAUGAAAACACCGUUAAUUUAACUAAUCAUCAGAAGUACGAAAAUGGUUCAUAUCUAUAUGAAGGCAUUAUAAUACCAAUCGAAAAACAAAAUCUAUACGAUUAUCACUUAGAAUUUAUGCACAAAAGAAAAACAGUUCCGGUUCAUUUAAGAGGUUGUGUUUGUGAGAAACAGUCCUGUAUGAAAUUGUGUUGCGAAAAGGAUGAGUACUUCAGUUAUAAGGAUGAUCUGAGUAAAUGUGAAAAAAUAACUCCGGAUAUGAAAAUUGAUUGGCAAAUGUUAAUAUAUGGCGAAAAUAGUAAAACAAAACUGGUUAAUAUAUUCGAUCAAUUUACUAUACAAGUGGGUUUACCAUGUCAACGACCGAAGCCACUAGAUAAGAAUAUGGAAUCAUGGAAAUUAAAAGAGAAUGGAAUUUUAAACAUUUCAUCGGAUGACUCAUUACUGGAUACUUUGGACUAUUGUUACUCACCGUAUAUAGGCAACGAUACUGCAGAAUACAUAUUAGUACCUUUCAGUUGCCCGAUUGUCAAUAAUGCCUCCUGGCGUAUAUAUUUAAAUUCAUACGGCAUGGUUAUAUCGGUUUUGUUUUUAAUACCCACCAUAUUGGUGUAUUUAGUAUUAAAAGAAUUGAGGGGAAAUUUAAGUGGUAAACUGUUGAUCUGUUAUUUAGUGUCAUUGACCGUAGGUUAUACCAUAAUUAGUUUUAUAAAUAUUUCACAUUUACGAUUUGGUAUUGUAUCCUGUAGAAUAUUGGGUUUCACUUGUUACUUUUUCUUUAUGGCGGCCUUUUUAUGGUUAAGUGUUCUAUGUUUCGAUAUUUGGAUGAAUUUUAAUAACACUAGUAUCGAGUUGAAUUAUGAAAAUAAUUGUGAACAAUUUAUAAUUUAUUCCCUGUUUGUCUGGUCUGGGGCGGCGUUGGCUACUUUCUGUGCUGUUUAUAUAGAACUGUCACCAAAUGUGGAUGAUAUUUAUAAGCCCGGUAUUGGAGUGGAAAUGUGCUGGUUAAAUACUGAAAAAUGGUCAGCAUCCAUAUACUUUUAUGGACCUAAUCUUGUUAUUUUAAUUUUCAAUAUUAUAACUUUUUCCCAUAUAACUACAAAAAUCUAUCAAAUACGACGCGAUAUGGCCAGAAUGACACGUAAAGAGAAAUUCUUAAAUGAAAAUGCUAUUGUAAUUUUACGUUUAUUCUUAAUAAUGGGUAUAUCCUGGCUUUUCGAUAUUAUUUCUUAUUGUGUUCGUGAACAUGAAAAUGUGGAUAUUGCGUUUGUACUUUCCGACUUCAUAAAUGCCAUUCAGGGUAUUUUGAUAUUUUCUUUGUUUGUUUUGAAACCGAAAAUUUUGAAGCUACUAAAACAGAGACCCCAAACUACAUGCCGCGUAAUAGUGGCACUACAUGCAGCACCCAUUGCUAGGACUAAUAAAAUUACAAUGAACUUAUAUAUAUUUUUGACACUCCUAACGUGGCAAAUUUAUAUUGGUGUACCCUGGACAUUUGCCCAGGAUGACGAUAAUAAGGAGGAAAUAUGUCACUAUAAAAAUACCGUAAAUUUAACCAAUCUUGAAAAGUACGAAAAUGGUUCAUAUCUGUAUGAGGGUAUUUUAAUACCACCCGAAAAACAAGAUUUCUAUGAUUAUCAUUUGAAAUUUCUGGAGAAAAGGGUAUCGGUACCGCUGCAUCUAAGAGGUUGUGUUUGUGAAAAUAAACCCUGUAUGAAAUUGUGUUGCCAAAAGGAUGAGUAUCUCAACGACAGGGGCAAUACGAGUAAAUGUGAAAAAUUAACUUCGGAAAUGACUGUACAAUGGAAAUUGCCCUUACAGGGGGAAAAUGAUAAAGUCGAAACGGUAAACUUAUUAGAACAUUUUACCUUACAAGUGGGUUUACCUUGUCGGGAACCGGAGGCAUUAGAUACGGAACUCGAUGAAUGGAUUUUAAAGAAGAAUGGAGUUUUAUAUAUUUCAUCUGAUGGGUCUGAACUCGACACUUUGGACUAUUGUUACUCGCCUUCUUUAGACGAGGAGUCUAAUGAAUAUGUUUUAACUCCAUUCAGUUGUCCCAUUAUGAAUAUUGGAUCCUGGCAAUUAUACCUCAAUACAUAUGCCAUGACUAUAUCGGUUGUAUUUUUAAUACCCACCAUACUGGUGUAUUUAGUGUUAAAAGAAUUGAGGGGAAAUCUGCGUGGUAAACUUUUGAUUUCUUAUUUGAUAUCGUUGACCGUAGGUUAUGCCAUUAUUACUUUCAUCAAUAUUUCAAGUUUAAAAUUCGACGUUAUACCCUGCAGUAUUUUGGGUUUCACUUGUUACUUUUUCUUUAUGGCGGCCUUUUUAUGGUUGGGUGUUUUAUGUUUUGACAUUUGGACAAAUUUCAGAGAAACUAAUAUUGAAUUGAAUUCUGCUAAGAAUGAACUGCAGUUUAUUUAUUAUUCACUGUUUACCUGGUUAGGAGCUGGCCUGGCGACCUUCUGUGCUAUUUGUAUCGAACUGUCGAAUGUGGAUGAAAUUUAUAAACCUGGAAUUGGUGUGGAAAUGUGUUGGUUAAAUACUGAAAAAUGGUCGGCUGCAAUAUAUUUUUAUGGACCUAAUCUUGUUAUAUUGAUUUUCAAUUUUGUAACAUUUUCUCACAUAACAACAAAAAUCUAUAAAGUCCGACGUGAUAUGGCCAGAAUGACACAUAAAGAGAAAUUCUUUCAAGAAAAUGCUAUUGUCAUUCUACGUCUAUUCCUAAUAAUGGGCAUAUCCUGGCUUUUCGAUAUUAUUUCGUAUUGUAUGCGUGAAUAUGAAAACUGGGAGAUUGUGUUUGUAUUUUCGGAUUUCGCCAACGCCAUUCAAGGAAUUUUAAUAUUUUCUUUGUUCGUCUUGAAACCGAAAAUUUUGAAACUAUUGAAACAGAGGUAA